Messenger RNA from Dryobates pubescens (Downy woodpecker), 4629 nucleotides. RefSeq names its product ankyrin repeat and IBR domain containing 1 (gene ANKIB1). Gene Ontology annotation, biological process: protein polyubiquitination; ubiquitin-dependent protein catabolic process; positive regulation of proteasomal ubiquitin-dependent protein catabolic process. The transcript is spliced from 20 exons. Gene Ontology annotation, molecular function: zinc ion binding; ubiquitin protein ligase activity; ubiquitin conjugating enzyme binding. Lineage: Eukaryota; Metazoa; Chordata; Aves; Piciformes; Picidae. Bases 458 to 3742 code for a protein of 1094 amino acids. Gene Ontology annotation, cellular component: cytoplasm; ubiquitin ligase complex. The record is from RefSeq and is a predicted model, not a curated record.
GAGGCUGGGCUGCGGGCCGGGAGCAUGAGGCGCUGCUGGCAGGCGGCGAGGUGCUGAGGUGAGGCGGCCGCCCGGGUGCGGGGAGCGCCGCUGGCAGCUGUCAGCGCCGCCACGAACCGCCGCCGAACAAAGGGGCAGCGAGACGGCGGUAGCCGCAACGCCCCUGUCUGCGCCUCGCCGUCGGGCCGGGCGCUCCGCACCGCUUCAGCCGCCCAGUGACGGCCCCGACUGCCGGAGCGGGCAAGUCCAGAGGCCACCGUAUCCGGAGCGGAGCGGGGGAGAGGGAGAGAGGAGCGGCCGCUGAGCAAAUGGAGGCGCUGGGUGGCGGGCGCGGAGGCGCCGGGAAGGGCCGGGGAGAGCCCCUGUGAGGAGCCCGGCUGUGAAGCAUGUUACAGAAUUGUCCAACAAGUGGCUGAAGGGCGAAGGCAAAAGUGCUACUGCUAGCUAGGAGAGCAAGAUGGGAAAUACAACCACCAAGUUCCGCAAAGCUCUGAUCAAUGGAGAUGAAAACUUGGCCUGCCAGAUCUAUGAGAGCAACCCUCAGCUCAAAGAAACUCUUGACCCAAAUACUUCUUACGGAGAAACCUACCAGCACAAUACUCCUCUCCACUAUGCUGCUAGGCAUGGGAUGAACCGGAUCCUGGGAACUUUCCUUUUCGUUCGAGAUGGAAACCCAAACAAACGCAACGUGCACAAUGAGACAUCUAUGCACUUACUGUGUAUGGGACCUCAGAUCAUGAUCUCAGAAGGAGCUCUUCAUCCUCGCCUGACACGACCCUCAGAAGAUGACUGCAGAAGGGCAGAUUGUCUGCAAAUGAUCCUGAAGUGGAAGGGAGCAAAGCUGGAUGAAGGCCAAUAUGAACGAGCAGCCAUCGAUGCUGUCGAUAACAAAAAAAAUACACCCUUGCACUAUGCUGCUGCCUCAGGGAUGAAAACCUGUGUUGAGCUUCUAGUAAAACAUGGUGGAGAUCUGUUUGCAGAAAAUGAAAAUAAAGACACCCCCUGUGACUGUGCAGAGAAACAGCACCACAAAGAGCUGGCUCUUAACCUGGAAUCUCGCAUGGUAUUUUCACGUGAUCCUGAAGCUGAAAGCAUUGAAGCUGAAUAUGCUGCUUUAGAUAAAAAAGAGCCAUACGAGGGGCUAAGACUCCAGGACCUGCGAAGGCUUAAGGAUAUGCUGAUUGUGGAAUCUGCUGACAUGCUCCAAGCUCCUCUCUUCACUGCAGAAGCUCUGCUUCGGGCACACGACUGGGACAGGGAGAAGUUACUUGAAGCCUGGAUGUCUAAUCCAGAGAACUGCUGCCAGCGUUCAGGGGUUCAGAUGCCAACACCCCCUCCAAGUGGUUACAAUGCUUGGGAUACGCUGCCCUCUCCACGGACUCCACGCACCACUCGCUCUUCUGUAACUUCCCCUGAUGAGAUCAGCCCCUCACCAGGAGACCUUGAGACAGCUGUGUGUGACAUUUGUAUGUGUAAUAUUUCUGUGUUUGAAGACCCAGUGGAUAUGCCUUGCGGCCAUGACUUCUGCAGAGCGUGCUGGGAGGCAUUUUUGAACCUGAAAAUUCAGGAGGGUGAAGCUCACAACAUUUUUUGCCCAGCAUAUGAUUGUUUCCAGCUUGUGCCUGUAGACAUCAUAGAAAGUGUGGUUUCCAAGGAGAUGGACAAAAGAUACCUUCAGUUUGACAUUAAGGCCUUUGUUGAAAAUAAUCCUGCUAUUAAAUGGUGUCCUAUACCUGGCUGUGAAAGAGCAGUGAGGUUAACAAGACAGGGAUCCAACUCAACAGGAUCAGAUACACUCAGCUUUCCUAUGCUAAAAGCCCCUGCUGUGGACUGUGGAAAAGGACAUCUUUUUUGUUGGGAAUGCCUUGGUGAAGCACACGAGCCCUGUGACUGCCAAACCUGGAAGGACUGGCUGCAGAAGAUAACUGAAAUGAAACCAGAAGAACUUGUGGGAGUGAGUGAGGCCUAUGAAGACGCUGCCAACUGCCUGUGGUUACUGACCAACUCCAAACCCUGCGCCAACUGCAAGUCUCCAAUUCAGAAAAAUGAGGGCUGCAACCACAUGCAAUGUGCAAAGUGCAAAUAUGACUUCUGCUGGAUAUGCCUAGAGGAAUGGAAGAAGCACAGCUCUUCCACGGGAGGCUAUUACAGAUGCACUCGCUAUGAGGUUAUUCAGCAUGUGGAGGAGCAGUCCAAGGAGAUGACAGUAGAGGCUGAAAAGAAGCAUCGAAGAUUUCAAGAGCUUGAUAGAUUUAUGCACUAUUACACAAGAUUUAAGAACCAUGAACUUAGCUACCAGUUAGAACAGCGCCUUCUAAAAACAGCCAAAGAAAAGAUGGAGCAGUUGAGUAGAGCUCUCAGUGGAACUGAGGGAGGUUGUCCUGAUACCACCUUCAUCGAAGAUGCAGUGCAAGAGCUUCUAAAAACCCGACGCAUUCUCAAGUGUUCUUAUCCAUACGGAUUCUUCUUGGAGCCUAAAAGCACAAAGAAAGAAAUAUUUGAACUUAUGCAGACGGAUCUAGAAAUGGUCACAGAAGACCUUGCACAGAAAGUGAACAGGCCUUACCUUCGGACUCCUCGCCAUAAAAUCAUCCGUGCAGCUUGUCUGGUGCAGCAGAAGAGACAAGAGUUCCUGGCCUCUGUGGCCCGUGGGGUUGCUCCUGCAGACUCACCAGAAGCACCCAGGCGCAGCUUUGCUGGUGGAACAUGGGAUUGGGAGUAUUUAGGAUUUGCAUCCCCAGAGGAAUAUGCUGAAUUUCAGUAUCGGAGGAGGCAUCGCCAGCGUCGCCGUGGGGAUAUGCACAGCCUGCUGAGCAACACCCCGGAUCCUGAUGACCCCAGUGAGAGUACAAUAGACACUCAGGAAGGUGGCAGCAGCAGAAGACAUGGCACCUCCAUGGUGAGUUCAGCCUCUAUGGGUAUUCUGCACAGCUCUUCGCUUCAUGACUAUACCCCUGUCAGUCGCUCUGAGAACCAGGAUUCUCUGCAGGCUCUGAGUUCUUUGGAUGAAGAUGACCCAAACAUCCUGCUAGCUAUCCAGUUAUCCUUACAAGAAUCUGGCUUGGCCAUAGAUGAAGAAACCAGAGACUUCCUGAACAAUGAGGCAUCUUUAGGAGCAAUAGGGACCUCUUUGCCUACUAGACUGGACUCUGCUCCCAUCAGUAUAGAUAACCCCAGAGGUGCUUUGAGCAGCUCUGAGCUGUUAGAACUUGGUGACAGCCUGAUGAGACUAGGUGCAGGCAGUGAUCCCUUCUCAGCUGACCGUGUUCACUCACACCCCUGCAGUGACACGAGAAGUGGGUUGUACUCAACAUCUAGUGAUGCUGAUUCCAGCAGUCAAGAUCCCAACACCAGUGAAAACCUACUUGGAAAUAUUAUGGCCUGGUUUCAUGACAUGAACCCACAGAGUAUUGCUCUCAUCCCCUCCACAAGUACAGAAACAGAUGAGGAGUCCCAGCAGCCCAGUACUGAAGAUGGCUCAGCAGGACAAGCCAAUGUCUCAGAGCCAGGGCUGGAGGCUCAGGAGGAGCACGCCCUGUUCGAGGACGCGCUCAAAAACGAAGGCAGAGGAACCCAGACAGAGGAAACGGCUGCCGAAGAAAACCUCCUUCCAGGUGAAAUGGUAUCGCCAAGUGGUGACAGCAGCAGGGAGCUAAUGGGCAACCUGAAUGCUUCAGGAGAUACUUCGAGUCAGACUCCUCAGACCUCAAGUGAAUGGCUUGAACAUGUUCAUCUGGUAUGAAUAGGAAGCAGAGCUGGAGCAGAGGCGCGGCGGUGAUGGGCGGUGGCGGAUGCGGAGUGAGCGUUGUGGAGGCUUUGUUCCACCUAACCACAGCUCAGCUGUAACCACUGACGUAGCGACGGAUAGUUAGGAGUUCUCUUGGAUUGUAGUUCUUUACCAUAAUGUGAACCUUUCAAGGAAUAUCCUUUGCAUUUAAUUAGGUAGUCCUUGCCUUUUUUUGCUCUCAAGAAAAAAGGAGUAAGUAGGUUGUAUUCCACAUUCCUAAUACAAUGCAGCAUCUGUUUAGCCUUAGGUUGACGAUCCUUAACUUGAAAGUACAGAUUAAAGGCUUACACUGAUUAUUUCAGUUGGGUUUUCCUAAGAAAUAGUUGAUUCCAGGGUUUUUUUGUUAUUUUAAAGAACUCAUUCUUUCACCAAAAUUCACAUUUAGCAAUUCACUUGCCUUUUGUUUUCCAUAACUUUUCCUAACUCAUGUUUCAUUUUGGUUAGCAGUGUGAACAGAAGUAUUUAAUGCUUCUCUUUAGUACUGCUCCAGGAACAAGUCUGAGGGGAUAUUCUUUCCCAUCAAAGGUUUCUUCAUUUCUAUUUACAGUCCAAAUGUGCCAAACUGUGAAUAGUUAGCUGGCAGUAGCCAAACGAAACAGGCAGUGUUACUCUAUUGAACUAAUCCCACGACCCUUAGCAGUGAGAGAAACCACUGGGUAGCAUUGCUUCUCUAAAUUGAACUGGCAUCUGUUGCCAUGGUGACUGCAUUUAAUUAAAUGUAGCCUGUAUCUUAAGUUAAUGAAACCUAAUGCUGCUGUUAGACAGUUCUUGUAAAGAUGAAAAUGCAGCGAGGUAGCACCAGCUGGGCUGUGCUUGAAGAGACACUUUAAUGGAAGUGCAAU